Molecule: messenger RNA, 1081 nt
Organism: Camelina sativa (false flax)
Lineage: Eukaryota; Viridiplantae; Streptophyta; Magnoliopsida; Brassicales; Brassicaceae
Product: NAC domain-containing protein 41
Biological process (GO): regulation of DNA-templated transcription
Molecular function (GO): DNA binding
Source: RefSeq, a predicted model, not a curated record
AAUUACAAAAAUACGAUAUGAACCCCCUCUCCAUUGCUAUAAAACAAACGCAACUUUCCCUCUCCAUUUUCAAUAAUCUCUCAUCUUCUUUUGUCUCUGUUUCUACGGUUCAAAAACCUCAAACCUUUUAAAAACAAAAAACACGAUGGAGAAGCGUAGCACCACUAUUAAGAACAGAGGAGUACUUAGAUUACCACCUGGCUUCCGAUUUCACCCGACCGAUGAAGAGUUAGUUGUUCAAUAUUUGCGUAGGAAAGUAACCGGUUUACCCUUACCAGCUUCUGUAAUACCGGAAACCGAUGUUUGUAAAUCCGAUCCAUGGGAUUUACCAGGUGAUUGUGAUUCAGAGAGGUAUUUUUUUAGCACCAAGGAAGCUAAAUACCCGAACGGAAACCGGUCAAACCGAUCAACCGGUUCGGGUUAUUGGAAAGCGACCGGUAUCGAUAAGCAAAUCGGGAAGAAGACGCUUGCCGUGGGGAUGAAGAAAACUCUGGUUUUCUACAAAGGUAAACCACCAAACGGGACAAGAACCAAUUGGGUUCUUCAUGAGUACCGUCUUGUUGAUUCGCAACAAGAAUCAUCACAUAACAUGAAUUGGGUUCUGUGCAGAGUGUUCUUAAAGAAGAGAAGCAAUAGUAAUAAAAGGAAAGAAGAGGAACGAGACGAGUUGGAGAAUGAGAAAGAGACAGAGAAAGAAAGUGAGGAGGAGAAGAAGAGUAGUACUUGUCCCAUUUUUUAUGACUUUAUGAGAAAAGAUAAGAAGAAUAAAAUAAGAAGAAGAAGAUGCUGUGAUCUGAAUUUGACUCCUGCUACGUCGUGUUGUUGUUGUUGUUUUUGUUCGUCUUCUUCAGGGUCUUCGCCGUCUGUUUGCUCAAGUGCUUUAACUCAGACAUCUUCUAAUGAUAGUUAUCAUGAAGAGAUCAGUUGUCAGGAAAAUAAGUUUUGUUUGUUUCUUUAGACCUAAAAGACUUUGGAGUACAAGUUCUUUUUAUUUAACUUUAAUAAAUUUGUUCAUGAUUACCAAAUGAUUUACGUGAUCUAGACCAUUCAAGGUGAUUUCUCAUGGUAGCUACCCUUUAUU